AUGGGCAAGUCAGGUAUCAAAGUGACGCCAGAGGAGAGAGCACAACCAGAGGCUGAGGGAUUCAUGGUCAAGACAGACACAAGUGCCAAGUCAAAGAAGAGAAGAUGGUUCGUACUCAAGGGCUCAAAGCUGUUCUAUUUCAAGAACAAAGGUGACCUUUACAGCAAGGGUGUUAUAGAUCUUGACGAUAAAUCAACUGUAAAGACAGUUAAUCCAAAGGAGUUUCAGAUUAUUACACCAAAGAGAUUGUAUCCUAUAUUGACUGAGGCACCAGGCGACACGACAACGUGGGUCGAGGCAAUCCAGAGGAAUAUUAUGACUCUGAUCGGACUCAAAUCACCACAGGAGCCAACCGUCAGACCAAUCUCAAUCAUCAUGCCAGCCACCACCAGUGCCGUCGCCGUCACUCCAGUGGUCGCCUUGCAACCUCAGUCGUCUGUGGCCACUGCUGAGCCAACAAAGUCUGGCUCCACCCCACCAAAGACCGGGACCACUCCACCACAAUCCGCCGAAGUUGCAACAGCUGUCGCCCAACCAGCCGUUGUGUCCGCCGUUCAGUCAGGACCAGCAUCGGGCAACAACAGUCCAGUGAUUCAGCCGCAAAAUGGAGUCCAAGCUCGUCCACUGAGUGAUGGUCCAAGCCCUGCUACAUCGUCACCAUCUCCAAAGCAAGACCAGGGACCCCCACCCUUGGGUGCACCUCAACUGCGACGUCCACAGUCAUUCAUAGUCAACAACAAUGGUGGACAGCCGCAACAAGUGUUGCCACCAAUCCAAAAUCUGACUCUAUCACCUGGUGGACCUGCUGCUAAUGGACCAGCUAAUGGACCUGUUGGCGGACCAGCCGGUGGACCCCCACAGAAUCUUCCACCAAGACCAGCCAACAACCAACUCACCACUCCAACCAUCGCAGUCAAGAAGCCUGGCGCGAGUGUUAUUGGUAUCUCACAGCCACAACCACAGCAACCAAUGCAGCCAAUGCAGCCAAUGCAGCCACAGGUACAACAACAGCCACACAUUCAACCACAACAACCCAUGCAACCAAUGCAACCAAUGCAACCAAUGCAGCCACAGCCACAGCCUCAGCCACCACAUCAAAAGCCAGCACCUCCAGCAGCACAGCCUGUUGUUGGUCAACAACCACCACAACAAGCCUAUCCAUCACAACAACAGCAGCCACCUCAGCAGCAUGCUCAACAACAAGUCUACCCUCCACAACAACAACCUUUUUAUCCACCUCAACAACAGCCAGGACAGCCACCAGUCUACCCACCACAACAGCCAGGUCAGCAGCCUGUCUAUCCACCUCAACAACCAGGCUACCCACCACAGCAGCCAGGCUACCCUCCACAACAUCCAGGAUAUCCUCCACAACAACCAAUGCCACAGCCUGUUGCCGCUGGCGGAAAGCCUCCAGCACAGCCACUGCAGCCACAGCAACAGCCACCAGCUCAAGCUGACCCCAACCAACCACCAUACCCAUACCCACCACAACAAUACAUGCCAUAUCCUCCACCAAACGGAGCAGCACCAUACCCAUACUACUACCCCUAUGGACCAUACCCAGGCUAUCCACCAAUGCCACAGCCUGGCCAGGAGAAUGCCAAUCCAGCGGCACCAGUUGCUGGUGCCCCCGGUGUGCCACCCGUAGGUGCACCACAAGGAGUGCCACCUGCUGGCGCACCUGGCGCACCACCCGCCGGUGGAUACCCACCUCAAUAUCCAUACCCAGCAUACCCAUAUCCAGCAUACCCUUAUAACGCACCACCAGCCGGUGGUCAAUACCCACCUCAACAAUACCCAUAUCCAGCUCCACAACAGCCUGUAGCAGCACAAGCACCAGCAGCAGCAGCAGCACAAGCACCAGCCAAAUAA
This is a messenger RNA of Acytostelium subglobosum LB1, 1875 nucleotides long. RefSeq lists its product as hypothetical. Lineage: Eukaryota; Evosea; Eumycetozoa; Acytosteliales; Acytosteliaceae. Gene Ontology annotation, cellular component: early endosome; recycling endosome; trans-Golgi network. The transcript has 4 exons. The record is from RefSeq and is a predicted model, not a curated record. Bases 1 to 1875 code for a protein of 624 amino acids. Gene Ontology annotation, biological process: receptor recycling; retrograde transport, endosome to Golgi; endosome organization.